UAUCCACUUGUUGGCCACUGUCACAACACUCUGCCAACAUCUCUCAGUGUUCGUCGGUCAUCUGCCAAUUCUCUCUGGCGGGACGCCAGGUGACCGCCCUAGUUCUUAGCGCCCAAAAUCCCUUCAACCGCCCAAACUACUUACUUCCAUGGACUCAGAUCGUCAGAAAGCAGGUAUAAAGGCGGAAGUCGUUCUUCACUGCUGCAGAAAGAAAUCAGCGAGAGAGAAGAGGAAGUGAAAACUAAAUCUCAGCGUUCCAAGUAGUUAGUGAUGUGUGCUCAUUGCUUCCCUUGCGCAAUGGAGAACACCACAGCAAACUGUGCGCAGUUUCUCGGCACCAAGACCGAUAACAUUCAUAUACAUGUACAUGUAUGUGCAAUGAUCGCUAUGAUCGUACAAUUGUUCCUCCUCAUUGUGAAACAGAAAACGGGAGCGGAGACGUAUCUUUGGGAAGUCCUGCGCAGGCUACAAGACAUUCUUCUGUUUGCAAUCGGCAGGAUUCUACUGGGAUUCAUAGGAGAUCAUGAGCUACGACUCAAGAGGGUGCCUGCGGACAUGCUGAAGCACGGCGAUCGCCUCAUCCUUCCCAAAGCUGACUGCUUCGACGGGAAGUACACAAUGUACUUUCAUUUCGGCAUAUUUGACAAAACCAAUGACCGGGUUAUCGCCUUCACGCACAAGAGCAUGGAUGUACCCCCAGAAUCGGACUUGGCUCGAGACCAGUGUGAUGGAAAUAGCUCGCGGGAGAAUACCAGCGGCUCCACAGAUGACAUUUUCACGCAAUUUAUUCGAGCAUAUCGUCGCUACGGUGCCUUGGCCAUACUUCACACAGCCAGUGUGGCCAUGGAUGAAUUCGGCACCACCAGGGAUUUCCAGAUAGUGCACCAGCGAUUGGACGACUUCUAUGUAGAUGCGGAUCUCAAGUAUGUUGUGCGCUAUGAGGACCAACAAAUGCAUCUGCGCGGGUGCCGAUUGCAGAAGGACGAUGCGUUGCCAAGUCGCAGUCCGGAGGAGGCCGUGGAAUUUGCCAGACUGUUCGCAGAGUUGAGUAAGGGAAGAGCAUUCGGUGCAUACGUAUUUCCAAAUUGGAAUUGCGAAUCGUUCGUCAACUGUUGCUACACGAUGAAGCCCGAGGUCACACUAUCAACAAUCAGGUAUGAGUUCGACAAGAACUGCAAACACAGUGGUGUGUUCGGCAAGGAAUGGCUGCGGAAGAGAUGCGAUCCGAUAUGUGCUCAGGUUAACCAUAUCGAGAGCUGCGGAUACUGUGUCGCAUUCACGAAUAUCGUCUAUGAUGACCAGCUGCUGGGGGAACAGGUUGCGUGUACUCUCGCAGGAUAGAAUACGGAGUCAACCUUUGAUCAUUGGAGUUCAUAACGCUCCACCUACACAGCUGCGCUAGUGGAUAGUGACUAUAAAUCAGCCCCGACUCAAUAGUUGUUUGUUCUCUCAACCAACAACUUAUGUGUUCUAGUCGUAUCUUCGUCCUCCCUGCAAUUAAAAAAAUCUUUGGUAUUGUCUUGACUCUUGAGCCUUUCUUUGGUAUUGUCUUUUGUGUUAAAAAUGGAUGGAAUGGAUCAGUAGGGCUACUGCAGCAUUCUAGUGUCCAGGACCUUGAAGAUCUGUAUCUUCGCUACAAUGAUAAUUUGCUUUCUGCAAGCCGUGGGCGCAUAGUUUUACAGUUAGCAUCACGGAGUAUUCAAGUUGUGCACACUGUGUGCUGCAUCUUUUUCAGGUAUGCUUGGUAAUAAUUAUUAUUUUGAAUUAUUUAUUGUCCUUUUGUACACAUAGUUCUGGAUCUAGUUUACGAAUAUACAGAGCUUCUAACACAACAAGAUCUAACUUAGACCUUCCACGAGUUAAAAUCGAAAAGAUAUCAUCACUAUACAACUCAUGACAACUAGCGCUGCCCGACAAAUGACGCUUGAUGGACGAUGUCCGAUCAUUUAGCUCUGUCACCUUCGACGUUUGCCGUUGUUCUCUUCCCUUGUUCUUGUUUUUUUUGGAUUGCUCUGGUUGACACGUCCAACGUCCGUUGAACUCAUGGUCGCUUUUGUUUGACUUCUUGGUCUUCCUCGUUUUCCUCUUGUUGAUCAUUGUUGUCACUUCCUGUACCGACGUAUUCAAAUCUCCAGUACUUCGUCUCUUCACCUUGC
Messenger RNA from Sycon ciliatum, 2156 nucleotides. RefSeq lists its product as uncharacterized. The transcript is spliced from 4 exons. The record is from RefSeq and is a predicted model, not a curated record. Lineage: Eukaryota; Metazoa; Porifera; Calcarea; Leucosolenida; Sycettidae. The coding region runs from base 271 to 1341 and encodes 356 amino acids.